Messenger RNA from Cydia strobilella, 3428 nucleotides. It is a transcript of the gene Vps33B, whose product is annotated as vacuolar protein sorting-associated protein 33B. The transcript has 2 exons. The record is from RefSeq and is a predicted model, not a curated record. Gene Ontology annotation, biological process: vesicle-mediated transport; intracellular protein transport. Gene Ontology annotation, cellular component: CORVET complex; vacuole. NCBI's taxonomy places the organism in Eukaryota, Metazoa, Arthropoda, Insecta, Lepidoptera, Tortricidae. The coding region runs from base 146 to 2101 and encodes 651 amino acids.
GGAAUGGAACGUGUGGGUGUAUUUGUUGAUAUUUUCUCCGAUCAUUUCGUCUAUAUUCCUUAAAUUUAGAUGAUGUUACUGAUACGUAAUGCAUAAAGUUUAGGGCUCAAGUACUCAAGACAACCUUUCUCCGUACAAAGAUGCAAUGAGCAGAAAUAUGGAGCAUCCGCUUACCCUCAAACUAAGUUCUUUGAGCGUCAUAUCUCAGUGCAAAUUAGAACGGAUACUCUCGCUAUGUGGCGAUAAAAAGGACUUAAUUAUUGAUCCCGUACUAAUCAAGCCCUUGGAAAGAAUAUGUGGCGUCAGCUGGCUACGACAACAUGGUAUUGACAAAAUCUACAAAAUGGACCCACAGUUGGGUCCCACAGCAAACACAAACCGAGUAUACUUCAUCCCAUCCUGCAUCCAGAAGUACAAGUGUGUUCUUGACCAGAUAUCUUCUGUACUCAGCCAAAACUCCUCCCUAGCCGACCAGAACUGCUUUCACAUUAUAAUAGUACCAAAAGUAGUAUGCUCUUAUGAUUCUCUAUUAGAAAGCAGAGGCCUAUAUGGAGUCGUCAAACUACACCCAUUUACCUGGGAACUUAUGGCUUUAGAUGAACAGCUACUGAGCUUAGAACUGCCUUUUUUAUUCAAGCAGUUAUUUGUUGAGCAAAAUCAUUCCUUAUUGUCAAGCAUUUCCAUGUCAUUGUGGAGUUUAUUCCAUGUCAUAGGCCGGCCUAAGGCAAUUUUUUCAGUUGGGAAGUUGUCAGCAAGUGUUUUGGAUAUGCUUGAGGUUUACAAUGAAACUUAUGCAAGGGAUUUCUUGACAGAAGAAAGUUCAAAUGAUAUUGGUGCAUUGAUAGUUAUUGAUAGAAGCCAGGAUUAUGCCUCUAGUCUUCUCACUCCUGCCACAUACAGUGGAUUGCUGAGUGAAAUAUUUAAAAUUACCUGUGGACACUUAGAACUGAAUGUACAAGACACUAAGAUAAAGAAAGGAAAGCUAAGUUUUGACUUUGAAGAAGAUAAAACGGUAGCAAAAAAUACAAUUAUGACUUUAGAUAGCUCCAUAGAUUGCCUUUAUGGAGAGAUAAAAUAUAGACAUUUUUCAGAAGUGCUAAGUGUACUUAGCUCAAAAGCGAAACUGCUGAAAAAUGAAGAUAUUAAAGCACUGGGAAUACAAGAAAUUAAGCAUUUUGUGGCCACAAAAUUACAACAAGUCACACUUUUCAAGCAAAGCCUAGUCAACCAUGUAUUAGCUUGUGAAACCAUAAUUUCAGAAAUGAGCAAUAAGUUUGAGAACCUCAAAGUGACAGAGACAGAUAUGCUUAAUAACAACAAUAAGAAAUCAAACUUCACUUUUGUUGAUGAGAAUUUUGGCACUGACAUACACAUCUACAACAGCUUAAGGCUUAUGUGUUUAUUAAGUUUAACACAAGGACUGUCCUAUGACGAAUAUAAUUCACUAGUAAACAAGUAUUUACUAGCUUUUGGAUACAAUUUCUUAUAUGUAUUUAACAAUUUGAUAAAUGCUGGAUUGCUAAUUCAACCAUCAACAUUAAAAUUGUCUCUUAACAUUUCAAAUCUUGGAAACUUAAGUGACAGAUUACCGAAAUGGCAGAAUAGUUUUCAAACUACAGCUAAUAAACUAAAAAUGCUUCCUCCUGAGGACUCCAGUAAAUCAUCACCGGGUUACGUUUUCAAUGGAGGCUAUAUACCCUUGAUAGCAACACUUUGCAAUACUGUAUUGACAUCUGAAUCCUUGCUGGACGUUUUGACUAAACUGUCCGCUUUACCAGAUUUAAAAGUUGGCGGAAAAAUAGUUGAGAACUUUAAAGUUGGUAUAGAAACUUUUAACGAGAAAAUAGAUAAUUUAAAACCCCAAAGCGAUCUCGAUUUCGGUUGCAAAGAUGCGAAAAACUUAGUUAAAUUACUUAAAAAUGACACCAGAGUAGGUGGGUUUCCGCUCAAGCCUAAAAGUGUGUUAGUAUAUGUUGUUGGGGGUGUGAACUAUGCUGAAAUAGCGGCGUGCGAUGUCAUACAAACCGCGACGGGCAGCAAGAUAUUUGUGGCAGGCGACUGCAUAGCUAACGGGGGUGAUCUUAUGGCUGCUAACACGUGAGGUCACUGUGUAAAGAAUAUUAACAUUAAAAUUAUCAGGGAAGUAAAUAAAGACUGAUCAAUUUCACACGUAGUGUAUAAUUAAGUACAUACUUAGAUGUGAGGUUUUAGCUUCGGUUUAUAAUAUUAUCAGAAUUUUUUAUUCAGACAUUUAUGCUGAAUACAUUGCGUGAUUGCGUCCAAUAGGAUCACCUGGGUAAAAAAAUAUGCAAAUUUUAAGUAACAAAUAAUCUUUCUUUCUUUCAAAUAAGUAUUAUGUGUAAACAACUUAUUUAUUUUUCUAUAUUGGUGUUAUAUGUGAAAUAAAUAUAGGUACCUAAAAUGUAAUUUGUAAGAUAACAAAGGUUAAAAAAGGAUUUGUUGAAAACACUUGUUAUUUCCUAUUUAUUGUGAAAUUUCAUCUCAUCUCAGUAAUUGUGCUGGGUCUCGAAGAUUAAAAACAGCCAUAUGUACACCUACUGGUUAAGAGAGAAAUAUCCAUGAAACCAGAAUCUCAUAUAUUAUUUGUAUCGUUCAAUCUGGUACCAUAGUUACACAUGUGAAAAUGAAAAAAACGUUACUAGAUUAUUUCCUAAGAAUGUACGUAACUAUUAUUUAGCAAUGGCAAUUAAACAAUGUUAUAAUAUUAAUAAAUUUUAUUUUAUAAUACUAUUAUCACAGUACAAAAUGGAUUAUCUUAGAAGCAACACUUCUUAAUAACAUAUGCAUUACACUAAAUUAUAAGAUUUACAAGCUAUACCUACACUCAAUCGUUUUUUUAAAGGAAAUUAAUUGUUACUUGCUCAGUUUAUGAUAGUCAGAUAAGAUGCAUACAACAAUAAUUGUCUAUUAUGGUCGGGUUGAACAAUGAACAGACCAUGGUAUUAUUAUUAGAUUUCUUUUCGUUUAGUCUUAUAGGAAAUGGAUUUAUCCUGAAGCGAUAACAAAAAUAAGAAAAACGCCAUUUAAAUUAAAAAAGAUCAAAUCUGGGGCCCGUUUCUCAAAAGCUUGUAACUUGUAAUACAAGCGGAUGUCACUUUUUGACAGCCUUUGUUAGAAAGGGACUUCCACUUGUAUUACAAGCUACAAGCUUUUGAGAAACGGGGCCUUGUUUACACAUUAUUAAUUAAUGUACAAUGCAAAAGGCAAGUGUAUCAAAACCCCGUCUCGUUUUAAUGAGUUUCUAGAAACUUGUGUACGAAAUAUCAUUAUGUAUUUCAAUGUAGGAUGUUUUUCAAUGUAGGUAAACAUAAUGAAACCUGAAAAAGCUCAGUCUAUGUGUAAACCUUCUUCUAGGUCUGUACCUAAUAAACAGUGAGGUAAACAUUUAAAUAAAAGUAUAUUGCCGU